Notothenia coriiceps (black rockcod) is the source of this 865-nucleotide messenger RNA. RefSeq names its product high mobility group nucleosomal binding domain 3 (gene hmgn3). Gene Ontology annotation, molecular function: nucleosomal DNA binding. The record is from RefSeq and is a predicted model, not a curated record. Lineage: Eukaryota; Metazoa; Chordata; Actinopteri; Perciformes; Nototheniidae. Gene Ontology annotation, cellular component: nucleus; chromatin. Gene Ontology annotation, biological process: chromatin organization. The transcript is spliced from 8 exons. Bases 151 to 531 code for a protein of 126 amino acids.
CAGAGUUUUGGGAGUGCAUAUAAUCAACAUAUUAUCGAAGGUGCUUAGAUAUUGAUCCUGUAUUCCGAGGUAGUUCAAAUUCGCCUCUACUGGACCUUAGGGUUUGACCUUUUUUCCCCCGUGCUUGUUGGAGAAUAAUUCACGCUUAAAAUGCCGAAGAGAAAGAUUCUAGAGACUUCUGAGGGCAAGGAGGCCUCCAAAGUCACAAAGCAAGAGCCCCCCAGAAGGUCAGAGAGAUUGCAAUCGAAACCUGGUCCAGCCAAGCCUGAGGCCAAGCCCAAGAAGGCCAUUGUGAAGAAAGUUGCGGACGAUAAGGGUUCUAAGGCAAAGAAAGUCGGCGCUAAGGGUAAGAGGGAUGACGGACCGGCCCAGAACGGAGAGCGCAAGACCAACGAGAUCUACGUGUCUCGUCCGUCCGUCAGUGUGUCUUUCAUCAGAAGCACGGCUCCCUCCUUGAUGUCAGUGAGAGGGCAGAGUGAGACAGUCAGAGUUAAGGACAGCCGGCUCUACCAGAAGAGGCAGAGGAAAUAAGAGGAGAUGAUACCUGCAUAUACUAAAGGAGUUAUGCGUUUCAGUAUCUGAGGCAGCGGAGGAGGCGACUGAGGAGAAGGCGUAAACACACGGACGUAUCCACCGACUCGUCCCUUCUGACACCAUGGCAGCAAAGCAUCUUUUUUUACUGACGAUUUUUGUACCAUGCUGAUUUUUUUUAGACUUCUUAGUAGAGAUGGACAACCAGCAGCAUAAUGUUCACACUCCUUUCAGCUCCCCUUACCUUACACUAUGUUUUUACUCGAUUCUCCUCCCUAUUGCGUUCUGAAUCGCUGUCUCAGAAACGGAAUGAAGUGUUUUUAUCAGACGGCUG